This is a messenger RNA of Gamsiella multidivaricata, 1542 nucleotides long. Its product is annotated as 2-nitropropane dioxygenase. The transcript has a single exon. The coding region runs from base 226 to 1407 and encodes 393 amino acids. The record is from RefSeq and is a predicted model, not a curated record. Gene Ontology annotation, molecular function: oxidoreductase activity, acting on the CH-CH group of donors; nitronate monooxygenase activity. NCBI's taxonomy places the organism in Eukaryota, Fungi, Mortierellomycota, Mortierellomycetes, Mortierellales, Mortierellaceae. Gene Ontology annotation, biological process: 'de novo' pyrimidine nucleobase biosynthetic process.
GCCUCCUCCCCAGAAAGUGACUCAUUCUGCGUGUAAACAGAUGCAGUCAAUCCCCCUCCUCAUCCAUCCUCAUCCACUCCCUCGGAGGCGACUUUUAUGGAUCGCAACACCCUUGCGCCCAGGAGGUGGGAUCACGAGGGCGUCAUAAAGCUGACAAAUGCAGGCCAUUAUUGAUCUCUUUAAAACCAAUCAGUUCCCCCACUUAUUAAACCGGGCCCUGCAACCAUGUCGACAACAAGGAACGCGUUUCUCACCACCUUCAAGCAUAUCACCCGUCCUGCACCCACCUCCAGCGCUAAUGCGACUGCCCGAGUCCCCAGGGUCACCAAACCCAUCGUCUCGGCGCCCAUGAAUGGUUGGUCUGGACCAAACCUCGUCGCCACCGUCGCCAACCAUGGUGGGUUCCCGAUUUAUCCCAUCGGAUACUACACCGAUCCCUCCAAAAUCCUCAAGGAUCUUCAGUCGAUUCCUCCGCUAUUGAAUGACCCAGAAUCCGAUAAUGACGGUCAGCAGGAUACGGAUGUGUUCAUGCCCUAUGCUGUUGGAUUCAUCUCCUUCUGGCUUGAUCUCAAAGGACCAGAACUGCUUCGAAGCAUUCUCAAGGGCCAAGGUGAUCACCCUGACCGUCGUUCGGCACCUCGCCCUCCUGCAGCUAUUUGGUUCGCCUUUGGCGACUACAAGCCUUUCCUCGAAUUCGUUCGUGAGUAUGGGGCAGUCGGAACAAAGAUCUUUGUCCAAGUCCAGACCGUUCAGGAGGCACUGGAGGCGCAAGAGCAAGGUGUCGACGUUGUUGUUCUGCAGGGAACCGAAGCUGGAGGACAUGGCGCUCAGAGGGUCUCGCCCUUGAUGACCCUCCUUCCCGAAACCGUGCAGGCCUUGAAGGACAAAGUCGCUUCAAAUUCCAGUUUGCAAAUGCCUGUGGUCCUGGCUGCUGGAGGCAUCUCGACCGCUGCACAGGUCACAGCUGUGCAGGCGAUGGGGGCCUCAGGGGUUGUCGUCGGCACAGGAUUCAUGCCGACAUUCGAGUCGCACGGUGCGCAGCACGCCAAAGAGCGUCUCCUGAGAACAAGCGAUGGUGGCGCGAACACUGUCAGGACUCGUAUUUUUGACGAACUGAGAGAGUUCGAUUAUCCAGCGGGUUACGAUGGUCGCGUGGUGCGGAACCUGCUCACGGACCGUGAGGAGGAUGACUUGAAGUAUUGCGGGCUUUAUGAGCAAAAGGGCCAAGCUGCCUUCAAGCUACUGAAAGGAGAUCGAACGGGAACCAAGCAGGAUUAUGAACGUGCGGUCAAGGAGCAAGAUUAUGAUCUGCUGCCUCUCUGGUGUGGCACAGGCGUUGGCAUGCUAAACAAGCAGGUCUCUGCAGCCGAGUUCAUGGAUCAACUGAUGGUCAAUCAACAGCAAUAAGCGCUGUAGCCCCAACAGACACUUGCAGCUGCGUUCAUAGAUCAACUGAUAGAAGAUCGUCAGCAUCAGAUCCGCUUUUCCAUUCCAAUACAAGUGUCUUGAAUAUCUGGAUUUUUCUGAUAAAUAAAAAAAACU